Molecule: messenger RNA, 561 nt
Organism: Mollisia scopiformis
Lineage: Eukaryota; Fungi; Ascomycota; Leotiomycetes; Helotiales; Mollisiaceae
Exons: 1
Coding region: 1-561 (186 amino acids)
Source: RefSeq, a predicted model, not a curated record
AUGGAAAACUUGACGAUCAUCUACGCGCACAACAACCCUUUCACUGACGCUGAGCUCGAUUCCUGGCAAAAGACAUGCCAGUACGCUGGUAGUAGCGAGUAUUCGAAGAAUGUGACGAAACAGUUGAAAGUUUUGUUGAAUAAUUCAUCCGGAUCUGCUGUGCUCAACAGUUUAUCCGAACCUGCUGCCAGAACCUUGCCUAGAUGGCCGUUUCAGAACAACGUAUCUCGAGAACUUUCCACGCCUAGAACGUUGCCGAUGCCUAAAUGGCCGUUUCAGGAGCAAGUCGACACUCAAGAUAUCGAGACACUACCUUGGCUGGCUCCUGGCGAGGCUUUUGAGACCCGGGUUUGGCCAAGUGAUAAAAGUUCCUUUGAGGCAUAUGGAUAUGAUCAGGACAGGAUGGGUGGAGAGUGGGACGCGGGGGAGAUGUCGAGGCUUGGUUUUGGGAAGUGGAUGAAUAAUGUUUUAUACAAUGGUUCGGGAAGAGUGCUGGAGUGGGAGGACAUGGAAGAUAGCUCUAAGGGAUCAAAUGAGACGGCAGGGCUAGCAGCAGACUGA